GGAGGAGGGAAAGAUGGGAGUUCCCUUCCUUAGGAGAUGUCUGCGCCUGUUGACAUUCUGACAUUAUUUUCAGCUGAAGAACUGCUAAGUCCUGGAUUGCUGCACUGACUGUCAGAUCCAAGAAGCUUCGUAUUUCAAAAAUCUGUGAAGUUUGAACAAGCAGCUUUCCCAAAAUGUACCGAAUAUCUCAGCUGAUGUCAACACCCGUGGCAAGUUCUUCCGGGUCCGAGAGAAAAUAUGCUGGAGAGCUGUCUCCCACAUGCAUUUUCCCAAGUUUUGCCUGUGAGUUCCUGGAUGGUGACAGUUCCUUUGACUGCUGUGCCAUAGAUCCCCUGACAGGCUCCUACCUUCCCUGUCGCCGAAGUCCCAGGCUCCUCACCAAUGGCUACUACAUCUGGACAGAAGACAGUUUCCUCUGUGACAGAGAGGGCAACAUAACCCUGAACCCAUCCCAGACCAGUGUGAUGUACAAGGAGAACUCAGUUAAAGCCUCUAAAUCUUGGCUGCAUGGAAGUAUCUUUGGUGAUGUCGCCUCUUCCCCAGCUGAGGACGUCUGGUUGGAGGGAGUCAGCCAGCUGGACAUGCACCAUUGCAACGAAAAUGGGGGGGACUGCGACUGUUCUCCGGCAGAUGACUGGGAGCCGGAGAAGCCGAAAGCGGAGCCUGUGGAAGCCUCCUCUGCAGGCCAUGGCACACCUGCGACGCCCAGAAAAAGCUCCCGCAGCUCGUCCCUGCAGUCCCAGCUGACGGCUUCUGAACAUCUCCAAGGGAACGUUUUGGAUCAUUCGAAAACCAGUUUGUUGGGAGAGGUCUCUUUUCCGACAAUUCUGCUUGCUGCAUGCUUGAUCAUUUCUGCAUGUGCAAGAUGGUUCCUGGGAGGGAUGUUAGCCAGCGUCUUCACCUGCUCCUGCCUGAUAACUGUUGCUUAUGUUGUCAAGUUACUGUUUCUCAGCAUUGCCAGCUUCUUCAAAGCCACCCCCUGUGCUAGGUUUGCCAAAAUUUGACAACCAUUCAGUAGAGCCUCUGAUGAAUGUCUUCAAUCUGAAUAUCCGGAAAUGGUCCGAUUCGCCGUCUGCUUGGAAUCAACUGCUUUUAUUGGAAGGGAGCGAGC
This is a messenger RNA of Pteronotus mesoamericanus, 1111 nucleotides long. RefSeq names its product transmembrane protein 71 (gene TMEM71). NCBI's taxonomy places the organism in Eukaryota, Metazoa, Chordata, Mammalia, Chiroptera, Mormoopidae. The record is from RefSeq and is a predicted model, not a curated record. The coding region runs from base 174 to 1004 and encodes 276 amino acids. The transcript is spliced from 10 exons.